CGGGGCGCUGGCAGCCCCCGGGGCUGGGGACACGCCGGUGGCCGCGGCAGGUGGCUCUGCCCGGGAAGGGGAGGAGGCUGGCGGCGCUCCCAGCCCGCGGCAUCCCUCCCCGGGCAGCGAUGCUCAGUCCCGGCUCAGCCUGGCAGCGGCACAGAGGGCACACGAGCCUGCGGGGACAUGGACGGCACCAACCGCACGGAGCCGUGGCAGCGCAGCCUGCAGGCGCUGCUGGGCGCCCUGAACCAGACCCUGCACGGGGCCGUGCCCUGCCCGGGCCGGGCCCCGGCCAGCCCCGCCGCAGGAGCCACGCGUGGGGAGCACGCCAACGCCCACGCCUACAUGUACAUCCUGUUCGUCAUGACGCUCUUCGCCGCCACCGUGGGCAGCCUCAUCCUGGGAUACACCCGCUCCCGCAAGGUGGACAAGCGCAGCGACCCCUACCACGUCUACAUCAAGAACAGGGUCUCCAUGAUCUGAGCCGGCCCGCGCCUCGUCCCCGGACACACUGCAAUCCCUCCCACGUCUACAUCAAGAACAGGGUCUCCAUGAUCUGAGCCGGCCCCGGAGACACCGGGCUGGGGGCCACCGCGCUGGGCACAUCCCCUCGCUGUGGGGUGCGGCAGCGCUGCUGGCCUCAGAGCUGCUGGGUCCCCAAAGCUGCUGGGACCCCAAAGCUGCUGGGAGCCCCAGAGCUGCUGGGACUCCAGAGCUGCUGGGAGCUCCCAAAGCUGCUGGGACCCCGGAGCUGCUGGGAGCCCCUCAGAGCUGCUGAGAACCCUGUAGAGCUGCUGGGAGCCCCCGAAGUUGCUGAAACCCCCCAGAGCUGCUGGAACCCUGUAGAGCUGCUGAGAACCCCCCCAAAGCUGCUGAGAACCCCCCAAAGCUGCUGGGAACCCCCCAAAGUUGCUGGAACCCCCCAGAGCUCAGUCAUGGAGGAGCUCAGUCCUGGCUGAGCAGUGCCAGGAUGCCCUGGCUGGAAGAAUGUGAGCUGCAUGCAGGUGCUGGUCCUGCAGACCCACCCGGGCUCCACCUGGGCUGGCAGGGCAGCUCCUUUCCCACCAUGGUCUGCGGGGUUGGCAGGAGCCUUCAAGGAGAGUAUUUCCCCAUCUCCCUGCUCAGAUCAGCCCUCCCUGGGCUGCCAGCAGCUGUGACCGUGCUUAGGGGGUUUUCGGGUGCUGAGACGCUGUGAUGUUUAAGCUGGGCUGGGCCCUGCUGCUCUGGCAGGGAAUUAAAGGGAAUUAAAGGAGGUGCU
Pyrgilauda ruficollis (rufous-necked snowfinch) is the source of this 1252-nucleotide messenger RNA. RefSeq names its product potassium voltage-gated channel subfamily E regulatory subunit 3 (gene KCNE3). Gene Ontology annotation, biological process: membrane repolarization during action potential; potassium ion export across plasma membrane; regulation of heart rate by cardiac conduction. The record is from RefSeq and is a predicted model, not a curated record. Gene Ontology annotation, cellular component: membrane. The transcript is spliced from 2 exons. Bases 178 to 477 code for a protein of 99 amino acids. Gene Ontology annotation, molecular function: transmembrane transporter binding; potassium channel regulator activity; delayed rectifier potassium channel activity. Lineage: Eukaryota; Metazoa; Chordata; Aves; Passeriformes; Passeridae.